Molecule: messenger RNA, 882 nt
Organism: Harmonia axyridis
Lineage: Eukaryota; Metazoa; Arthropoda; Insecta; Coleoptera; Coccinellidae
Product: ARL14 effector protein
Exons: 1
Coding region: 133-627 (164 amino acids)
Cellular component (GO): intracellular membrane-bounded organelle
Source: RefSeq, a predicted model, not a curated record
UCCGCCAUUCUUAGUUCGUUCGUUAAUAUUUCUAUGUUCUGGAAAAGUAGAUGUUCUGUGGUGCGAGGUUAGAAAAUUCGGCAUAAAUAAAUACCUAUUGCAACGAUUGAUUAUAUUUUUACAAGAACGAAUAUGAGUUCCUUUUCUGAUACAACUUCCACCAGCAGCGAUGAAGAUAUUCGUUCUAGACGCAAAGAUACUAGGUCUGUAGCAACAGCGAAAAAAUCCACUACUUCAAUUCAACCAUCGGUUUAUACUACUAGAAGGCAAGCUGCAUUAGCUAAAGAUUCUCUUACAAAAAAACUCGAAGCAGACAAGUUUCUAGGUAAUUUUAACCCUGAAACUAGUGCUAGAGAGCGUAAGAAGCUCAAUAGAAAAAUAAACCCUCCAAGCAAUGUUCGUAAACCACCAGGUGCAUUGUACGAUGAACAUGGCAUUCACAUAUCUAGCGGUUUGGAUCUUUGUGAUUGCCUGAAUGAGGAAUGUCCCGGAUGUUUUUUUGAAUGUAAUAAAUGUAACUCUCAGAAGUGUGGCUUGGAGUGUAGGGUCCAUAGAAAGUUCAUGUACGAUCAAAUAGAGUAUCAUGGAUACGAUAGCAUCAUAAGAAAUCCAUUAUCAAGACAUUAAUACAAGUUUCGAACACAGAGUGAAUGGGCAUGAUAUUGAUGUCUUGAUAUGUGGAGCUGGUUAUAUCGAUCUAUGGUAUUUUGAAUGUUUUGCUGUUGUUUCAUCCCAGACUUUUUGUGCAUAUAGAGUAGUCUCAUUGAGUGAUAUUCCUUUGUUUUAUUAUAAAUCAUAACGCCAAUUCAAAUAAAUUUAUGAUUUUGAUAACUUUAAAAUUUUAUGUUUAAAAUAAGAUGAUAAUAAACAUACUGAAAGUUA